Chara braunii is the source of this 1607-nucleotide messenger RNA. Lineage: Eukaryota; Viridiplantae; Streptophyta; Charophyceae; Charales; Characeae. The record is from the annotation of a GenBank genome assembly.
GAUAGAUCCCCCGUUGUCUACUAGCUGCCAUUGUCAUCCACGUGCUUUUCAUGGCCGACGUCUUUCGGAGGUUGCCGCUGCUGCUGCUGGUCGUCCUAUUGCUCCUCCUCCUGGUUGUCUUCCACGUGUGCAUCCUCGGCGGCCUUCCGCGACGUGGUCGCAGAAGGAGGUGUGUGAAGAACAACGACAGAAUGGAGGGCCGAAAGGCGAUCAGCGGGUCCGCAGGGGAGCGCGGUGGGCGGUGGUCCGGGCACAGCCCGUCGAAUAGUCCAAGGCCGUCGGAGCGGUCCGGGCACGCGCACCUGCCACCGCACUUGCAACCUCUGCCUGACACGGACGACAAGGAAGGGGACGAUAGACGGUCACGGACCGUGCCGCUGGGAAGCGGAUCCACCCAGGAGUGGGCGGCUACAGAGCUGUUKGGAAGCCGCGACGGCGGUAAAGGGCAGUCGUACACCGAACUCCUCCAGCAGGGGCUCAGCGACACCGAUGGCGAUGGCGGCGUGAAUCUGUCGUUUGGACUCGGCAGCGGGAGGUCGGCAGUCGUCUCUCGAACGGUCGUCGUGAACCCCCAUCCCGACGACGAUGGCGGCGAUGUGACGGCUGUUCAGCGAUCACCCAGGUCUCCAGCGCCGCUGCGGGAGGCUUCGGGGAACAACAACGAUCCUCCUAGGCAGCAAUUUCGGUCGCCGUCUGUGUGUAGGGGUGCCUCCGCUCGCCCCCAGUGGAUGCAGUCUCCGUCUCCCCUGUCCGCCGGUUCGAGUGCAGGUCGUCGUGUUGGCGAGUGUAGGGAGACGACGCCUGCCGUUGCUGAUGUUGGUGAUGCACGUGACGGAAGGGAGGGGAUGGGCCACGCGUACGCUCGGAUGAAGCCGCGAGAAUGGAAGUGUCUGGAUGUGGUGACGAGGUUGAAGAAGGUGGGCGUCGACAGAGAGGCCGAUCGGUGCGGGAAGAAGUGGGACAAUCUGAUGCAGCAGUUCAAGAAGGUUCAUCAUUUCCAAGGACUGUCCAGGAAACAGGACUUCUUCCAAUUGUCUGGGAAGGACAGGAUGUCGAAGGGCUUCAGUUUCAAUAUGGAUCGUGCGGUUUACGACGAGAUACUGGGGUCGACCGCCAAGAACCACACCAUAAACCCGAAGAACGUCGCGGACAUUGGCGCUCAGGGUGGUGUGCGUCUGUCGUCCGGCUUCUCUGCGGAUCCUGAAUCUGUGGACGACGGGGACGGUGGUGCAGAGCACGACGACGACGACGACGGGUCCACCAAAGGUUCUUCGCAGAUGACGGGUGGCGCAGGCGGUUUCAGCAAGAGGAAGAGCACAAGGCAGCAAACAUUUGAGGCAAUGACGGAUUGCAUGGAGAAGCACGGGGCGUUAAUGGCGUCAACGAUGGAGAGCAACAACAAACAUCAUUGCUCCAUCGCCAUACGUCAGUGCGAGGCGUUGGAAGUGGAGAUCGAAGUGCAGAAAAAACACUACGCAGCGUCAGACGAAGUCAGCAAGCUUAUGUGUCACGCCUUGCUGGAGAUAGUGAAGGCCAUAAGCAAACGUUAGACGUAGUGUCGCCUCUGUUGUGCUCUCUGUUCGCUUGAAUGAAAUUGGACGGAGCGA